Sesamum indicum (sesame) is the source of this 1364-nucleotide messenger RNA. The record is from RefSeq and is a predicted model, not a curated record. Lineage: Eukaryota; Viridiplantae; Streptophyta; Magnoliopsida; Lamiales; Pedaliaceae.
AUGGUCCAUGUGCUGCUCGUCACAUUUCCAGCUCAAGGCCAUAUUAAUCCAUCGCUCCAGUUUGCGAAGCGCCUCUCAAAACUUGGCGUUAAGGUCACCUUCUUAACCAGCCUAUCCGCCAUACGCCGCAUGACCACAACUUCUUUAACAGUUGAUGGCCUAAUCGACAUCGUUUCCUUUACCGAUGGUUAUGAAAAUGGCUGGUCAACUGAUGAUGCUCAAAACUUAAUCUCUGCACUCGAAAAUCACGGCAGCAAGGCAGUGGAAGACGCUAUUCGGGCAAAACGGGAAGAAGGGAAUCCUUUUACUCGUGUAAUCUACAGUCUUCUUGUCCCUUGGGCUGGUCAAGUGGCUUCCCAUCUUCAAAUUCCAGGCCCCGUGACAUAUGAUAUCACAAAGUAUGGUGCGAAAUCUGGUGGAGAUAUCAGUCAGGAGUCAGCCCCUGGAGAUAGCCCAAACACUGAUGGUAUCCAUCUGGGUCGUGACACGAUGAUCAAUAUCAAAGAUUCCAUCAUAAAAACAGGAGAUGAUUGUGUCUCAAUUGGAGACGAGAGCAAAGAAAUUCACAUCCAGAAUGUAACUUGUGGUCCAGGACACGGUAUUAGCGUUGGAAGCCUUGGUGGGUAUGCAGAAGAAAAGGAUGUGCAAGGGAUAUAUGUGACAAAUUGCACCUUUAUUGGCACAACAAAUGGCGUCAGGGUGAAGACAUGGCCCUCUGCCCCAGCAACGUUGACUGUCAGUGAUUUGCAUUUUGAAGAUUUAAUCAUGGAUAAUGUUAGCAGUCCCAUUAUCAUUGAUCAAGAAUAUUGUCCACACAAUCUUUGCAAAAAAGAUAGACCAUCAUCUAUCAAGAUCACUAACGUCAGCAUUAAGAACGUACGGGGCACGACAAAUACUGCAGAGGCGGUGACGUUUAUUUGCAGUGGUCUUAAGCCAUGCGAGAAUGUAGAGGUGGGUGACAUUGAUCUUACAUAUAAUGGAAAUCAAGGUCCUAUCACCACCAAAUGUGCCAAUGUCAAACCCAAAUUUGUCGGCAAGCAGAAUCCACCAGUGUGUGCCACUACUGCCCAGUCUGCUUAAUCAGUUUCUUUCACAUCAAUUUCAUAUACUUUUUAGUUGAGAAUAAAAUUUUUGUUUCAAUUAGCCUCUUGAAGACUAACUACAAUUUAUUGGGAGUUUAGCUCAUAAGAGAAGUGACCCACUUUUAUUUUCCCCUGACUUGAUGAACAAUGUAAAAAUAAAAUUGGAGCACUUCCUAAACCUGUGAGUUCUUUUAGAUGACAACUUUGCUAUUAAGUAAAUUAUUGAUGUACGUUAAGUAUUCGUGUGACUAAUUGUAAAUCAUAUUUAAAAUUUUUCAACUA